GGUUGUUCCAGGGAGUGACGCAGCUGCUGAGCUGAUCCGUGGCAGGCGGCCGGUGAUGCCCAGCCCGCCGCUUCGCCAAGAAGCAGAGGCAGGAAGACAGAACAUGGCUUGACCACCCCUCCUGGUCACCCGGGCCAGGAAGACAAAAGCUUUUGUUCCCUGGACACUGGCGCUUUGUGGCAGCGCAGCAACAGCAGCCCGCGAUGCCCUGGCCUGGCCUUCCUGGCGCACACACUCACAACUGACAAAAGAGGUGGGUUUUUUCCCCUCUCCUGUCAAAUGUGCCAGCUGCAGGAGGCGAGCAGGAAAAGACCUUUUCUAGGACCGGCAUCUGUGCCAUAUUAAAGGAAGGAGCCCUCCUCCUCUCGAGGAGGAGGAGGGGAUAACCCUGACAGUGACAGAUGGGGAGGGUGGGCAAAGAUUUAUCCCUUGCCACAAGACUCCCAGCUGCCAUUCCAGGGAUUUCUUCUGGGGCCAGCCCAGAGAGGCGCAACAGAGGGCUGGGGGAAAGACAGUGUGGGGGCCCAGAGGUACGAAGCGGCCUUUGCACCCCACACUAGCCCUGGGUGUUUGGAUGAAGAGGGAAGCGAGACCCACCGGGGACGUCACCUGCUCUCCUCCUUUCGACUUCGCCUGCUUCCCGCCAUGGGCAAUGGCAUGAACAAGGUUCUUCCUGGAUUAUUCCUCGGCAACUUCAUAGAUGCCAAGGACUUGGAUCAGCUGAGCCGGCACAACAUCACCCACAUCAUCUCCAUCCAUGACUCUGUGCAGCCGUAUAUUCCGGGAAUCACUUACCUCCGCGUUGGACUGCCAGACACACCAGAUGCCAACAUUAAGAAGCACUUCAAAGAAUGCAUUCAUUUCAUCCACUCCUGCCGCCUGCGUGGAGGAAGCUGCCUCGUCCACUGCCUGGCAGGUAUCUCCCGCAGCACCACCAUCGUCCUCGCCUACGUCAUGGCAGUGACGCAGCUGGGCUGGCAAGAAGCGCUGGAGGCCGUCAAGGCAGUGCGCCCCGUCGCCAACCCCAACCCAGGUUUCCGCCAGCAGCUGGAGGAGUACGAAUCCAGCCGGUCUGCACAGAAGAUCCGCCGGAGACUGGAGCGCAAGUAUGGAGCAUCCCCUUUUAACGACGAGGAGGAGAUUAGAGCCCUGCUCCCCUCCGGCAAGAGGCGGGAGCCCUCCAGGGCCGACGUGGCUGCCCCACGGAGGGUGGCAGUGGGGAACAAGAGCACGAAGCGCACAGACCCCUUGAUCCUGCGUGUGAAACAGACCUUCUCCUGCCUCCCCGGGUGUUUGAAAUGAGACCUCCGGCAGUGUCCUGAGUCAGUGCGGAGGCUUACCGUGGGGGACUGGCCAAGCCCCGGAACCCGGCAGGAGAUCCUCCGUCCUCCUGACACCAGGGGAGAGGGACAGACGCAACCGCGGAUGCCGGGGGAGUG
Messenger RNA from Pogona vitticeps (central bearded dragon), 1439 nucleotides. It is a transcript of the gene DUSP15, whose product is annotated as dual specificity phosphatase 15. Gene Ontology annotation, cellular component: cytosol; plasma membrane. The record is from RefSeq and is a predicted model, not a curated record. Gene Ontology annotation, biological process: protein dephosphorylation; signal transduction. Gene Ontology annotation, molecular function: protein tyrosine phosphatase activity. NCBI's taxonomy places the organism in Eukaryota, Metazoa, Chordata, Lepidosauria, Squamata, Agamidae.